AUGGGGGAGAGGAGACUAGGGAGAGAGGAGACUAGGGGGAGAGGAGACCAGGGGGAGAAACCAGGGGAGAGGAGACCAGGGGGGAAGAGACCAGGGGGAGAGGAGACUAGGGAGAGAGGAGACCAGGGGAGAGGAGACCAGGGGGAGAGGAGACCGGGGGGGAGGAGACCAGGGAGAGAGGAGACAAGGGAGAGAGGAGACAAGGGGGGAGGAGACAAGCGGGAGAGGAGACCAGGGAGAGAGGAGACAAGAGGGAGAGGAGACAAGGGGGGAGGAGACAAGGGAGAGAGGAGAAAAGGGGGGAGGAGACCAGGGAGGGAGGAGACAAGGGGGAGAGGAGACAAGAGGGAGAGGAGACAAGGGAGAGAGGAGAAAAGGGGGGAGGAGACCAGGGAGAGAGGAGACAAGAGGGAGAGGAGACAAGGAGGAGAGCGAGGAAAAGCCACUAAAGCAAUCUACAGGGAGAUUUAA
This is a messenger RNA of Knipowitschia caucasica, 471 nucleotides long. Lineage: Eukaryota; Metazoa; Chordata; Actinopteri; Gobiiformes; Gobiidae. The record is from the annotation of a GenBank genome assembly.